This is a messenger RNA of Salvia miltiorrhiza (redroot sage), 1986 nucleotides long. Its product is annotated as phosphatidate cytidylyltransferase 1. Gene Ontology annotation, cellular component: endoplasmic reticulum membrane. Bases 432 to 1727 code for a protein of 431 amino acids. Gene Ontology annotation, molecular function: phosphatidate cytidylyltransferase activity. The record is from RefSeq and is a predicted model, not a curated record. The transcript has 12 exons. NCBI's taxonomy places the organism in Eukaryota, Viridiplantae, Streptophyta, Magnoliopsida, Lamiales, Lamiaceae.
GCUCAGGUUUCGCUUUCUCUUCUCUAUUCUCUGCUGCUACUUUUUUAUUGUACGAUUAUGUGUCCAUUUUUUUUGGAGCAAUGCAACGUAGUUGCUGUUAAUGGCGGCUGAAAUUUCUUUAGCUCCGUGUUGUGAAGUUAUUGCAUAUGUUCCGCCAUUAAUUUAAAUUUAAUUUUUCGAAAUAAAAAAAUUGGGUUUAAGUCGUGAAGAUUUGUUGUUUGUCAGUUUUGAUUUAUGUUUUGCUAUAUAUAACUGUGGUGAAGUGGCUCCGGUGUUUGUGGCGGUAUGAAUUCUUCGAUUGUAUGAAACAUGUAGAGGCAUAAUGAAGAUAUCUACUUGGAGAUUCAAGUGGGUUUUAACGUUCCAAAUUCCCAAUGCUAGCUCUCAGUUCUUGAGACUUUUGAUUCUAAAGUGAAUAUAUUCUAGUGGGCAUGCAUAGAGAAACAAUGGACAGGGAUAAUGGUUCUGGUGGUCCAUCCACACCUAGUGGGCCUACUGCACGGUUACGUCGGCGGAAAGGCUCAAAUGAGGUUCCUCCAGAAGUAGAAACAAACAGUGAUCGUUUACUUUUCAAUGACCGUAACAAGUACAAGUCAAUGUUAAUCCGCACAUAUUCAACUGUUUGGAUGAUUGGAGGAUUUAUCUCGAUAAUAUACUUGGGUCACCUUUAUAUUUGGGCCAUGGUAGUGGUUAUUCAAAUAUUUAUGGCUAAGGAGCUGUUCAAUUUACUUAGGAAGGCACAUGAAGACAAGCAACUCCCUGGUUUUAGGCUCUUAAAUUGGCACUUCUUCUUCACAGUCAUGCUUUUCGUAUACGGUCGAAUUCUCAGUCAAAGGCUUGUGAAUACUGUGACUAUGGACAAAUUUUUAUAUAAGCUGGUGGGCAGACUUAUAAAGUAUCAUAUGGUUACCUGUUAUUUCUUGUAUAUCGCAGGUUUUAUGUGGUUCAUUCUUACAUUAAAGAAGAAGAUGUACAAGUAUCAGUUUAGCCAAUAUGCUUGGACACAUAUGAUUUUGAUUGUGGUCUUUACACAAUCAGCCUUCACAGUGGCUAAUAUUUUUGAAGGAAUAUUCUGGUUCCUUCUUCCAGCAUCACUUAUUGUCAUCAAUGACAUUGCUGCUUACAUUUUUGGGUUCUUCUUUGGGAGAACUCCUUUGAUCAAGCUCUCACCAAAGAAAACAUGGGAAGGCUUUAUUGGAGCGUCUUUUGCUACUAUGAUCUCAGCCUUUGUGCUGGCAAAUAUAUUGGGUCGCUUUCAGUGGUUAACAUGCCCAAGAAAGGAUUUGUCUACUGGGUGGCUUGAAUGUGAUCCUGGUUCAUUGUUUAAGCCUGAAUAUUUUACUGUGCCACAGUGGUUUCCUGGAUGGUUUCCUUGGAGAGAGAUUUCUAUUUUACCUGUGCAGUGGCAUGCAUUAUGUCUUGGUCUUUUCGCAUCAAUUAUAGCACCUUUUGGAGGCUUUUUUGCCAGUGGCUUUAAACGGGCAUUCAACAUCAAGGAUUUCGGAGACAGCAUUCCUGGACACGGUGGUAUCACGGAUAGAAUGGAUUGCCAGAUGGUGAUGGCCGUCUUUGCAUACAUCUAUCACCAAUCGUUCAUUGUACCACAGAGCCUUUCAAUCGAGAUGAUCAUGGACCAGAUACUAAUGAACCUCACGUUCGAGGAGCAGCGAGCCCUGUACACGAAACUUGGGCAGAUAAUCAUGGAGAAGCAGUUCGGAGAAUCCUAAAUCUCAAGUUUGAAGAAGCUGUUGCUUUCACUAGCCAUGUAUUAUUAGUUUAUAUUUUGCUUUUUCGUGAAACUCGCGUGGCCAUGUACAUGUCUUGUUUUCUUUUUCUUUCUUUUUUCCCUUCAUUUCUAUAUGCUUUGUGAUGAUAUUGAUUUUAGCCAUUUAGGUGCCGGCAUCCAAACUUCUUCGUUGCAGUGUAUAGCACUUUGAUAGUUGAUUUAACUACGAUGCAUUCUAAUAGUUAAAAACGUUUCAACGA